Messenger RNA from Xyrauchen texanus (razorback sucker), 4374 nucleotides. It is a transcript of the gene antxr1d, whose product is annotated as ANTXR cell adhesion molecule 1d. Gene Ontology annotation, cellular component: membrane. The record is from RefSeq and is a predicted model, not a curated record. The transcript has 18 exons. Bases 215 to 1894 code for a protein of 559 amino acids. NCBI's taxonomy places the organism in Eukaryota, Metazoa, Chordata, Actinopteri, Cypriniformes, Catostomidae. Gene Ontology annotation, molecular function: signaling receptor activity.
UGUGGUCGCUCCUCCGAGCAUUUCUCCAUGAGGAGGGGCUUUCUCUGUUUUGGAAGCGGACUGAUGACUACGGAAUAUAACACUGCUACAAUACAUUUAAAUAUAUUUAUUUGAGGAAUGCAUUUCAUGGAAAAUAGCUUUUUCCCACUUUGCUGCAAGAAUAUUAUGAAAUGCAAUUUUCUCCCAGUGGUUUUGGAGAGAAAAAACUGAUGAAAUGGCACGUUCACUGAUUCGCAUGGGUCUCGCUGUGGGUUUGUUAGGGAUUCUGAUGCCCAGUCUUCAUACUGGACAAGCUGAGCCUUAUUUGGGGGAAGAUAAGAGGUCUUGUCAAGGCGCUUUCGACUUGUAUUUUGUCCUCGACAAAUCAGGAAGUGUCAAACAUCACUGGAUUGAAAUUUACUCCUUUGUGGAGCAUCUUGCAGAGAAAUUUAUAAGCCCAAUGUUACGGAUGUCCUUCAUUGUCUUCUCUACUCGUGGAACCACGAUUAUGAGACUCACUGAGAAUAGGGAUGAUAUUACCAAAGGCCUAAAUAUAUUGAGGAGCGAAACACCAGGGGGUGAUACAUGUAUGAAUCUUGGUUUGGAAAAGGCAAAUGAGCAAAUAUAUCACGGAAAUUAUGGGACAGCCAGUGUCAUCAUAGCACUGACGGACGGGGAGCUAAAUGACUAUCAGUUUGUCACAGCGCAGCAACAGGCGCAGAGGGCUCGGUCUAUGGGAGCCAUCGUAUACUGUGUAGGUGUUAAAGACUUCAACCAGACACAGUUAGCCACAAUUGCAGACACCAUUGAACAUGUAUUCCCUGUAACUGGAGGAUUCCAGGCCCUGGAAGGAAUGAUAGGCUCAAUCAUCAAGAAAUCCUGCAUUGAGAUUUUAGCAGCUGAGCCAUCCAGUGUAUGUGCUGGUGAUUCUUUCCAAGUGGUUGUGAGGGGGAAUGGAUUUUUGCAUGCAAGAGACAUCAACCAGGUUCUGUGCAGCUUCAGAGUCAAUGACUCAGUAACACUGAAUGAAAGGCCUGUCAGUGUUGAAGACACACUCCUCCUUUGCCCUGCACCAAUCAUUAAUGAGGCUGGAAAGGUGAUAUACCUGCAGGUUAGCAUGAAUGAGGGUUUGUCCUACAUCACAAGCUCAGUGCACAUCACCACCACUGAAUGUUUUGAUGGAACCAUCCUGCUCAUCUCAUUACUGGCUGUUUUCCUGUUGUUGGGUCUGGUGCUGAUGUGGUGGUUCUGGCCCCUGUGCUGUACAGUGGUCAUCAUGGAACCGCCCCCACCCCCUCCCCCUGAACCUGAGUCUGAUGAUGAAAAUGGCAUGCCCAAGAAGAAGUGGCCCACAGUAGAUGCAUCCUACUAUGGAGGAAGAGGAGUCGGUGGAAUCAAAAGGAUGGAGGUGCGUUGGGGCAACAGCGGUUCCACUGAGGAAGGAGCCAAACUGGAGAAGCCAAAGAAUGCUGUAGUGAAAAUGCCUGAACAGGAGUAUGAGCCCUAUGAACCCAAACCCAGAAAGCCUGGUGGGCGCAAAGCUGCCCACCAUAGAAAGUGGUACAGUCCUAUUCAGGGGAAACUGGAUGCUUUGUGGGCCCUUUUCCGUCGAGGAUAUGACCAGGUGUCACUCAUGAGACCUCAGCCCGGAGAUCAGGGACGAUGCAUCAACUUUACCCGGGUGAAAGCAGAUGAGCCAAGGUCACCGCCAUGUAACCACCUUCCACCUCCUCCGCCCCCUCCAGAUCAUCGGCCACUAAUGCAGCCGACCAUAUCUCCUCCGCCCAAAAGACCACCAUCCCGUGUACCCUCCAUCAGCCGCUCACCCCCAGGACCUCCACCAGCCAGAGCACCCCCAGGCACACAUGGACCCCCUCCUUCACGACCCCCACCCUGCCCUGGGAACAGGCAUUGAGAACAAUGGAGGGCCAUUACAUCAACCCUAAUAUCUCUUCCUUUAAUACCAGUUUAUGAUAUUUGGUAAAGCCACUGGUUUCCCACAGUUUCAGAUAUGUUGAACAGGUUUGUUGCUAUGCGAAAAGAGUUAUGGACAUUAAUACAUUUUCCAAAUAUGCAAGAUAUGAUUAGGGUGUAAAAUGUACUCUUUUUGGUUUGUUCAUUUGAAAUGAAUGAAAAUGUAAUGUGAUAUGUACUUUCCAUUAACAGAGACAUAGUGAUUAAAAGGGAAUGCAUGAGAUUAUAACAUAAGUAAAAUGAAUGAAUAAGAUUUUAAGGUACUUAAACAUUGUACAUUUGUGCUCAAAAGUUUGCAUACCCUUGGAGAAUUUGUAAUAUGUACCAUUUUUAAAGAAAACAUGAGUGAGCAGGCAAAACACAUUUAUUUCUUAUGGGAUUUCUAUUCAACUGUAGGUUAUAACAGAAUGGCACAAUCAUAAAAAAAACAUGGCAACAAAGAAAAAGUUUAAUGACCCCUGUUCAAAAGUCUACAUACCCUUAGUUCUUAAUACUGUGUAGUGUCCCCUUCAGCAUCAAUGACAGUGUAGUCUUUCAAAAUAGUUGUCUAUGAGGCCCCAAAUUCUUGCAGGUUGUAUAGCUGCCCAUGGCAAAAUUCCUCCCGGUCAUUCAAAGUCUUUGAGAUCUCCCCAGAGUGGCUUGAUUAUAUUAAGGUCAGGAGACUGUGAUGGCCAUUCCAGAACCUUCACCUUUUUCUGCUGUAACCACUGGAGGGUUUUCCUUGCAAAUUGUCUGCCAGUAUUUUAUAAUAACAUGCUGCAUUCAUCUUGCCAUCAAUUUUCACAAGAUUCCCUGUGUCUUUAGAGCUCAAACACCCCCCCAAAACAUCAGUGAGCCACCACUAUGCUUCACAGUGGGGAUGGAAUUAUUUUCACUAUAGGCCUUGUUGACCAUAAAGAUCUAUUUUGGUCUCGUCACUCCAAAUUACUGUGUGCCAGAAGCUGUGAGGCAUGUCACGGUGUUGUCGGACAUAUUGUAACAGGGCAUUUUUGUGGCAUUGGCGCAGUAAAGGCUUCUUUCUGACAACUCGACCAUGCAGGUUUAUUUUUGGUCAUGUAUCGUCAUAUUGUGCUCCUUGAAACAACCACACCAUCUUUAUCCACAGCAGCCUGGAUUUCUCUUGAGGUUACCUGUGGGUUUUUCUUUGUAUCCUGAACAAUUCUUCUGGCAGCUGUGGCUGAAAUCUUUCUUGGUCUACCUGACCUUGGCUUGGUAUCAAGAGAUCCCUGAACUUUCCACUUCUUAAUAAGUUAUUGUACAGUACUGACUGGCAUUUUUAAGGCUUUGGAUAUCUUUUUAUAUCCUUUUCCAUCUUUAUAAAGUUCCAUUACCUUGUUACACAGGUCUUUUGACAGUUCUUUUCUGUUUCUCAUGGCUCAGUAUCUAGUCUGCUCAGUGCAUCCACGUGAGAGCUAACAAACUCAUUGACUAUUUAUACACAGACGCUAAUUGCAAUUUAAAAAGCCACAGGUGUGGGAAAUUAACUUUUAAUUGCCAUUUAAACCUGUGUGUGUGUCACCUUGUGUGUCUGUAACAAGGCCAAACAUUCGAGGGUAUGUAAACGUUUGAUCAGGGCCAUUUGGGUGAUUUCCGUGAUCAUUGGGUGAUGGGGUGAUCAUUAUGAUUUACAAAGGAGCCAAACAACUAUGUGAUAAUAAAUGGCUUCAUAUAAUCACCAUCCUUAAAUAAUAGACAGUUUUAAUGCUUGAUCAUUCAUAUUUUCAAAAUCAAUGCCAAAAUUUCACAAUUUCUGCCAGUGUAUGCAAACUAUUUUAGCACAACUGUAUAUGAAAUGUAGCAUGAUGGUAACAUGUAUGUCUGAAUAGAUGGAUUGCAAUGUUAUUUAAAUAAUGCAAGACAUAUGCAAUGUUCAAGGUUUGAUGGUUUUAGUAUGGAAUACAUAAAGUAUGGUAUACACUAUGCCCUGUUUUAAUUUGUUUUAUAUUUUAAUUUAACUGGUCAAAUCUUUAAAAGAAAGAAAGAAAAUCUGACAUGUUGUGACUGCAGGGCAGCACAAACCACUAAUUUAUUUAGCCUUUAGUACCUGGUAGGCACUUGAAUACAAAAUGGUAGGGUGCACACCAGUGGUACAGGACACUCAGCAUGAUAUUUCAUAUAUUUCCUUCUUUUUUGCUUUGUGGAUCUUGGUAAUUAAUAGCCACUGGUAGUAUGCAUUAAAAAAAUACUUAUGUUGGGCUUUGAAUCUGACUUUAACCGUUAUGUUUGGAAUCUGGGCGAGUUUUCCUGUUGCCUUCAUUAAUAAAUUUUGUUUACAAUAUUUCCCCUUUUGGCUCUGUCAGUUAUGUAAUGAUAUGAGGGAAAAGGCAAUAUUGCCCUGUUAUAUGUAAAUGUAGAAAGUGUAUCAUGAUCUAAAAUUGUUUGAACUUAGGUUGGACAAGCUAUAGAAUUAAAGGCUUAUUG